Myotis davidii is the source of this 1127-nucleotide messenger RNA. RefSeq names its product embigin (gene EMB). Gene Ontology annotation, molecular function: cell-cell adhesion mediator activity. NCBI's taxonomy places the organism in Eukaryota, Metazoa, Chordata, Mammalia, Chiroptera, Vespertilionidae. Gene Ontology annotation, biological process: axon guidance; homophilic cell-cell adhesion; dendrite self-avoidance. The transcript has 9 exons. The coding region runs from base 126 to 1001 and encodes 291 amino acids. Gene Ontology annotation, cellular component: plasma membrane; axon. The record is from RefSeq and is a predicted model, not a curated record.
UUUACAAGUCUACCUGCUCGAGAAGAAAUGCUGGCCAGAUACUCCAACCUUUCCAUGGAAAGUCACAACCUAUCCCUGACUGCCAUCCUAUCAGGUGUGAUGUCUCCACUGUGGUUUUGACUUGCAUGUCCCUGAUGACCAGUGAUGUUGAGGACCCCGUCAUAUAUUUAUUGGCCAUUUGUAAUUCUUUUUUGAGGAAUGUCUAUUCAGAAUAUUCCAAUGUUGCAGUAGAAAAAAAUAUCACUUUGCAAAGACCUUCUAAUGUAGAACUCACGUGCCAGUACACAACAUCUGGGGAUCUGAAUUCAGUAAACGUGACUUGGAGAAAAGAUGAUGAACUUAUUGAGAAUAAUUAUCUCAUCAAUGCAACAGGAAGCAUUCUGUAUACCCAAUACAUGUUUACCAUCAUUGAUAGCAAACAAAUGGGAAGUUAUUCUUGUUUCUUCCAAGAGGAAAAGGAACAAAGGGGUACAUUUAAUUUCAAAGUCCCCGAACUUCAUGGAAAAAACAAACCAGUGAUCACUUAUGUGGGGGAUUCAACUGUAUUUAUAUGUAAAUGCCAAGAGUGUGUUCCUUUAAAUUGGACCUGGUACAGUAUGAAUGGGAGUGUACAGGUUCCUCUUGAUGUUCAAAUGAGCGAUAAGUAUGUGAUCAGUGGAACAAAUGCUAAUGAAACAAGACUCAAGAUAACGCACCUUUCGGAGGAAGAUCAGGGAGCUUACUGGUGCCAUGCAAUAUUCCAAUUAGGCGAGAGUGAAGACCGCGUUGAACUUGUCGUGCUGACUUAUUUGGUGCCCCUCAAACCAUUUCUUGCAAUAGCUGCUGAGGUUGCUCUUUUAGUGGCUAUCAUUCUGCUUUGUGAAGUGUACACCAAAAAGAAAAAGAACCGCCCAGAUGAUGGGAAAGAAUUUGAACAAAUUGAACAGCUGAAAUCAGAUGAUAGCAAUGGUAUAGAAAAUAAUGUCCCCAGGUACAGAAAAAAUGAAUCUGUGGGCCAAUGAAUGAGAAGCCUCAUGCCAAGACUCAUGGGAAGAUGUACAAAGAGUUUGUAUUUCUGCCUUGUUUAUGCUUCCUGUUAAGAAAAUCGGAAUUUUUAUUUUUAAAAGAAUAAAAAGUUUAAGCAACAU